Nematolebias whitei (Rio pearlfish) is the source of this 1565-nucleotide messenger RNA. RefSeq names its product betaine--homocysteine S-methyltransferase 1. NCBI's taxonomy places the organism in Eukaryota, Metazoa, Chordata, Actinopteri, Cyprinodontiformes, Rivulidae. The transcript is spliced from 8 exons. The coding region runs from base 77 to 1270 and encodes 397 amino acids. The record is from RefSeq and is a predicted model, not a curated record. Gene Ontology annotation, molecular function: betaine-homocysteine S-methyltransferase activity; zinc ion binding.
ACCCCUCUGCUUCGCUCUAAUAUCACUUCAGCUUCUCGAAGCUUGAGCUGUCAGGGGUCCACACAGUCCCAGGGUAAUGGCACCAACAGAGAAGGGUAUCUUGGAGCGUCUUAACGCUGGGGAGGUUGUCGUCGGUGAUGGAGGCUUUGUGUUUGCGCUGGAGAAGAGAGGCUACGUGAAGGCUGGGCCCUGGACCCCUGAGGCUGCUGCAGAGCACCCAGAAGCCGUACGUCAGCUGCACAGGGAGUUCCUGCGGGCUGGAGCCAACGUCAUGCAGACCUUUACCUUCUAUGCCAGUGAUGACAAGCUGGAGAACAGAGGCAACAAGCUCACCUUCACUGGAGCUCAGAUCAACGAGGCCGCCUGCGACUUGGCCCGAGAGGUCGCCAAUGAGGGCGACGCUCUGGUUGCAGGAGGAGUUUCCCAGACUCCGUCCUACCUGAGCUGCAAGAGUGAGACAGAGGUGAAGGCCAUCUUAAAGAAACAACUGGAUGUCUUCAUCAAGAAGAAUGUUGACUUCCUAAUUGCUGAGUACUUUGAGCAUGUUGAAGAGGCUGUGUGGGCCGUGGAGGUGCUGAAGGAGACAGGGAAGCCUGUGGCUGCAUCUCUGUGCAUUGGACCUGAGGGAGACAUGCACGGCAUCUCACCUGGAGAGUGUGCUGUCAGGCUGGUGAAGGCUGGUGCCCAGAUUGUGGGAGUCAACUGCCACUUUGAUCCCCUGACCUGUGUGAAGACGGUGAAGAUGAUGAAGGAGGCAGUAGAGAAGGCCGGGCUGAAGGCUCACUACAUGGUCCAGCCGCUGGCGUACCACACUCCUGACUGCAACUGCCAGGGAUUCAUCGAUCUGCCAGAAUUCCCCUUCGGUCUGGAGCCCAGGAUCCUGACCCGCUGGGAUAUGCACAAGUACGCCAGAGAAGCCUACAACGCUGGAAUCCGCUACAUAGGUGGCUGCUGUGGGUUUGAGCCUUAUCACAUCAGGGCUGUGGCAGAAGAACUUGCCCAUGAGAGAGGAAUAACGCCUCCUGGAUCAGAGAAACAUGGAGAGUGGGGGGCUGGUCUGGAGAUGCACACCAAACCCUGGGUCAGAGCCAGAGCACGCCGUGACUACUGGGAGAACCUGAAACCAGCCUCUGGUCGUCCACUGUGUGCCUCUUUGUCUGUCCCUGAUAGCUGGGGUGUUACCAAGGGCCAUGCCGAUCUCCUGCAACAGAAAGAGGCUACAACCAAGGACCAACUCAAAGAGCUGUUUGACAGGUCAAAGACCCAUUGAAUCCUUCCACUGUGUUCAGACCUGGCAGCAGACACGAGUCAAACAGCUGUACUGUGACGCUUCGGACAUACUGGGGUGUACUGGAGCUCUAUAUAAGGUGUGGUGACUAAUAUAAUGUCAAGCAGCAAAUUCUCACUUGACAAAGGACUGUUUUAUACAUCUGUUAAUUGAAAAUAAAUGAGGCCACACAGUCUUAAGUUAGAUUUGGCCCAUGUUGAAAAGAGGGACCUGUUUGUUUUCCUUAGCCCUGGACCAGUUUGUUUCAUAAGACAUCUAAUAAAAUUGAAAUUGGUUA